AUGAGUUUUAAAGACUUGGAACGAGCCUUACCCGGUUUGCCGGCGGUUUUCCGUUUUCGAGGUUGCGAGGUGGAAGGCGGUGUAGCAGCGGAACUCGACGGACCUGAAUGUGGUGGCCGGAGAGGAGAUGGAGGCGGGUUCGACUUUGGCACGGAAUGUGUAGCAGAUCUGGUAGUCGGUUUUCGGACAAAGGGUUUUGUGGCCGGAGGUUUGGAAGCGAAAGUUUUGAAGCGGCCUUUUGUGAAGGUGGGAGGUUUUGGUGAAUUUGUUGUGGACGGUGGUGUUGGCUGUGGAGGUGGUGGAGGAGGUGACGGAGGAGGUGAAGGUGGGGGUGUUAGUGAUGGCGGGGGUGUCGGAAUGCGCGGCCGAGAGGACGAGGGUGACGGAGUUGGUGAGGAAAGGCGUUUUUUCUUGAGAAACCGCCGAGCCACCAUUUUUCUUCCCAUGGUGGAGCACUUGCAGGUGAAAGUAGAGAGAAGGUGGAAGGUUUUUUAG
Beta vulgaris subsp. vulgaris (sugar beet) is the source of this 495-nucleotide messenger RNA. Its product is annotated as glycine-rich cell wall structural protein 1-like. The transcript has a single exon. The record is from RefSeq and is a predicted model, not a curated record. The coding region runs from base 1 to 495 and encodes 164 amino acids. NCBI's taxonomy places the organism in Eukaryota, Viridiplantae, Streptophyta, Magnoliopsida, Caryophyllales, Amaranthaceae.